Messenger RNA from Musca vetustissima, 659 nucleotides. It is a transcript of the gene Prosbeta4, whose product is annotated as probable proteasome subunit beta type-2. Gene Ontology annotation, cellular component: cytosol; proteasome core complex, beta-subunit complex; proteasome core complex. Gene Ontology annotation, biological process: proteasomal protein catabolic process. The transcript has 4 exons. Gene Ontology annotation, molecular function: peptidase activity. The record is from RefSeq and is a predicted model, not a curated record. NCBI's taxonomy places the organism in Eukaryota, Metazoa, Arthropoda, Insecta, Diptera, Muscidae. The coding region runs from base 35 to 649 and encodes 204 amino acids.
AGAAUAUCUUCAUUAAAACAACAAAAAAUAAAACAUGGAAACUAUUUUGGGUAUUCGUGGUCCUGAUUUUGUUAUGCUAGCCGCUGACACCACACAGGCACGUUCCAUUAUUGUAAUGAAAGAAGAUGAAAAUAAAAUCACAAAAAUUGCCGAUAAUUUAAUGUUUGCCACCAUUGGCGAGUCCGGUGACACUGUCCAGUUUACAGAGUUUAUUUCCAAGAAUAUUGCUCUGUACAAAAUGCGUAAUGGCUAUGAUUUGAGUCCCAAGUGUGCGGCUCAUUUUACACGUAAAAAUUUGGCUGAUUAUUUGCGAUCCCGUACACCAUAUCAGGUUAAUUUGUUUGUGGCAGGUUAUGAUCCCAAGGAAGGACCAGAAUUGCAUUACAUUGACUAUUUGGCCAAUGCCAAGUCGGUAAAAUAUGCCGGCCAGGGUUAUGGUGGUAUGUUUUGUGCCAGUAUCUUUGAUCGCUACCACUAUGACAAUAUAACACAGGAAGAGGCAUAUGAUGUUUUGAAAAAAUGUGUGGUGGAAAUUCAAAAACGUUUGGUCAUAAAUUUGCCCAAAUUCAAUGUAGCUGUUGUGGAUAAAAAUGGCAUCCGGGAUUUGCCUCAAAUCACCUCACAAAACCUAAUUGGUUAUAAAGCUUAGUUUCGUUUUU